AUGGCAAUUCAACAUGAGGUGGGCAUUGAGGAUGCCAAGGGCAAGUUUUCAAGAAGGAAUGCUUCUCUUAUCGGGUCAACUCGCUAUAUGCCUGGAUAUGUCCUACACUUGAGAUUGUGUUGCUACUUCAAGUUGAAGCUGGACGAGGUUGACAAG
This is a messenger RNA of Trichoderma reesei QM6a, 156 nucleotides long. RefSeq lists its product as uncharacterized. The transcript has 2 exons. The annotation marks the transcript as partial. NCBI's taxonomy places the organism in Eukaryota, Fungi, Ascomycota, Sordariomycetes, Hypocreales, Hypocreaceae. The record is from RefSeq and is a predicted model, not a curated record.